Oncorhynchus tshawytscha (Chinook salmon) is the source of this 2055-nucleotide messenger RNA. Its product is annotated as zinc finger protein 345-like. Gene Ontology annotation, molecular function: DNA-binding transcription factor activity, RNA polymerase II-specific; RNA polymerase II transcription regulatory region sequence-specific DNA binding. The transcript has 6 exons. The record is from RefSeq and is a predicted model, not a curated record. Lineage: Eukaryota; Metazoa; Chordata; Actinopteri; Salmoniformes; Salmonidae. Gene Ontology annotation, cellular component: nucleus. The coding region runs from base 1 to 2055 and encodes 684 amino acids. Gene Ontology annotation, biological process: regulation of transcription by RNA polymerase II.
AUGACGCACCGCUGCUUUAAAUGUGGAGAGGGAUUCUCCCGCGUCUACGACAUGCUCUUACACCAGACCAUUCAUAUAGAUGGAACGACCAUGUUCAAAACCAAGAAGGUUCACCGCUGCUCAACGUGUGGAUACGAAGCAUCCGAUGCACAUAAACUGAUGAUGCACGAGCGGAUACACACGGGAGAGAAGCCUUUCCAGUGCUCUGUGUGCGGGAAGAGAUUCGCUCAGAAAGGAAACCUGAAAAUACACCAGAGUGUGCACAAAGGGGAAGUCAGGAAUCCCAGUUUCUGGCCUGACAUCGUGGAGAGGCUUCCUACAAUAGGCGUCCCAGACCAAUACCAUGACAACCACACAGCUAAGCCAAUAGGAGUUCUGGACCAAUACCAUGACAACCACACAGCUAAGCCAAUAGGAAUCCCGGACCAAUACCAUGACAACCACACAGCUAAGCCAAUAGGAGUCCUGGACCAAUACCAUGACAACCGCACAGCUAAACCAAUAGGAGUCCCGGACCAAUACCAUGACAACCACACAGCUAAGCCAAUAGGAGUCCUGGACCAAUACCAUGACAACCGCACAGCUAAACCAAUAGGAGUUCUGGACCAAUACCAUGACAACCGCACAGCUAAACCAAUAGGAGUCCCUGACCAAUACCAUGACAACCACACAGCUAAGCCAAUAGGAGUCCUGGACCAAUACCAUGACAACCGCACAGCUAAACCAAUAGGAGUCCCUGACCAAUACCAUGACAACCACACAGCUAAGCCAAUAGGAGAGGAAUGCCAAACUCCAUCAACUCUACAGAUACACAUGAGAACUCACACUGUAGAGAACCAGUCUAAUCCGCAAGAAACCUUACCCUGUCCAGACUGUGGGAAGAGAUUCUCCAGCAAGAGUUACAUCAAGAUCCACCGGAAGAUCCACAGUGGGAAGAUCUCUUACCACUGUGCCCAGUGUGAUAAGACUUUCCUGUCAGCGGAGGGGCUCAAGAAGCACGAGAGCGCUCACCGAGGAGAGAGACCGUACCGAUGCCCUGCGUGUGGCAAGUGUUUCAAACAACAAUCCCAGCUGACCUGUCACUUCAAGAUCCACACCGGAGAGAGGAGCCAUCUCUGCUUCCUGUGUGGGAAGAGUUUCGCCAGAGAGUUCGACCUCCGGGUGCAUCUCAGAGUCCACUCUGGAGAGAAGCCCUACCAGUGCCACGAGUGUGGCAAGAGCUACAGGUACAGAGCAGGCAUCCGGUCACACAUGCAGCAGAUGCACCCUGGGAAGCCUAUAGUGGAACCAACCCCACCCAUCCCCACAGGCCCUCGCUACGGCAGUGGAGGAAGUGGUCUUCCUACAUCCCUCAUCAGAAAGGAUCCUGGUGACCAAUCCAGCCCCAAAGCUAUAGAGGCCCAGGGUCCUGAUCCAAGCCAUGGCAGCAAGGCGUCCAGUCAAACACCUCGGUUGAAGGCCAGAGCUGAAGAAGAAGAGGAGGAAGAGGAAGAAGAAGAGGUGAACGUUGAUGGUUCGGGUAAUUCUGAAGAAGACGACGCCAGUUGGAAACCUGCUCUUCGUCUUGCCAAGACCGGUGGCGGUGGUCCCUCUGCAUCAGGACCACAGAGAAAACACCGGAAGAAACAACCGGUCAAAAGGAGAACCAGCGUCAAAGAAGGCAAACGGAAGCAACCGAAAGCCAAGAGGUUUAACAACCGUCGCUGCUUUAAAUGUGGAGAGGGAUUCCCCCGGGAAUAUGAGCUGUUGCUACACCUGCAGACACAUCUAGAUUACAACUGCUACGUGUGUGGAACGCCGUUCGACAACCAACAGCUGCUGCAGAGACAUCAGGAGGAGCACGCCGAGGAGAGUCUGGGUGUGUUCUCUGGUGAGGCAGCAGGUCCAACUACAGGACAGCGGCGGGGGAGAGGGAAGAGGACUCACCGAUGUCCGACCUGUGGCAAAGAACUAUCCGACGCGUCCAAGCUGAAGUUACACGUGAGAAUCCACACCGGGAGAAACCGUACUGUUGCUCCCUGUGCGGAAAGGGUUUCACUCAGCCAGGGAACCUGA